UCUGUCGGGCUUCAGUUGAAUCUCAUCUCUCGACCGUGAAAGUUGAGCUCUGUGUGGCUUCUCAACUCAUCAAAUCCGCCUUCGGAGGAUGAUAUUGUGAUUUUUCCGUUGCGGGAUUUUAUCAAUUGAAUACAAUAAAAGUGUGGCAAACAGGAUGUCUUCAGUGCAGGAUAAAUUUCCUACCUUUGAGAAGAAGAUCCCCAUCAAGAGAUCAACUUCCUUCCAGCGUCUAAAGUGCUCUGCAGUUCUGCAAUUUCAAGUUGCAGGUUCGAAAUUCAAAAAGGAGGCUCUUCGGACGCACCUGGAGAAGCUCAUUAACUACUCAAGGGAGGUUCUGCAGAAAACCUACGCCACUCUCUCAACUCAAGCCUUCAAGCUCAUCUGUGCGGUUGUUUUAUGGAUUCUCGACUCCUUCGCGAAGCACCUCAACCUCCGGAUUCCCGACUGUGUCCUCGUCAAUUGGCUGCUCCCGCAGUGGAGUGCCGAGGGUGCGGAUGAAUUAUUGAGGAGGCCGCCUCAGGGGGCGCCCCAGCCUGCCGAGGAUGCCAAGUUGAAACACUUUUUGCCACACACCACAUCACAAUCCGAGCCAAGAGACACCAAAGCCACCCCUCAGCUGCGGAGCAUGAUUUAUGGUGGAGCUGCACUUGCCUGCCUUGAGUUCUUGACUCUCAUCCUCCUGCUGAGAGCAUCCCAAAUCCCGCCAGGACUCAUCUUCCUGCUCUCCUGCGUCGCACUCAUUGGAAGUCUCCUCCUCCUGAUUUCCGCCAGGACGUCCAUUCUGAGAUCAAAGUCCCUCGCAAAGUUCAUGCCACAGAUGCCCGUGUUGCCGGACAGGACGCACACCAGAUUGAGUCGGAUGCGAAACAAGACGUGCUACUUGAACCUCACUGAUAAGUCACUUAGUAAGAUUAAGCUGCUCUGAUUUGGUCUAUUUCAAUCACUUCAAUAUAAAUUAUUCUCCCUGCCUUUAUCUCUAUGGGUGGCUUUUUUUCGGGUUUCAUGCCUUUUUUGCAGUGGCUCGCUUGUGCUCAGAAAUGUGAUUAUUGUACUGUGAUGCAGUGAUGACUAUUUUUUUUUAAAGAAAGAAAAAACACUGGUGCAGAAAUAAAAGCAGUUGGACGGAUUA
Phlebotomus argentipes is the source of this 1129-nucleotide messenger RNA. RefSeq lists its product as uncharacterized. The transcript has 4 exons. Lineage: Eukaryota; Metazoa; Arthropoda; Insecta; Diptera; Psychodidae. The coding region runs from base 155 to 925 and encodes 256 amino acids. The record is from RefSeq and is a predicted model, not a curated record.